AUGGAUCUGUUUGCGCCUGCCGUUUUACCUCAUGUCACCCUUGAACGGUUAAAUUCUCUGGCCGAGGAUUUCAGGCAAUCUCUUAAAGAACAUCACGAAGAAACAUUUCAAGACACCACCAAAGAAGACAUGAGUAGAGAAAUUCGCGACAUCCAAACUGCGCGAGUUGUGACACAUAACAUGAUCAACAUGAAUCGGCUAAAAAUGUUUCUGGAAGGCAUGGACGAACUUGAGAAAGUCCUACUAUUUCUUGACUUCCCUGGCGCGGGCAGCGUUAUGUCGAAUGUGUGGGGCACCGUUAGAUUCUUGCUCAAGACAACGAAUUCUACAGACAAAGCCUUCGAUGGAGUGCUGGAUGUUUAUGGGUUGUUGGGUGCCCAGUUGGUGAAACUGACACGUUACAGAGAGCUCUUCAAGAGAUAUCCAAAAGCAACGGGAUGUCUGGUGAAUAUCUACCAAGAUAUACAACGCUUCCACUCCAUGGCCUACAAGCUUUUUUCAAUGAGUACAAAGUUAUGGCAACGUCUCCAAAAACCUAUUUGGGACGAUUCAUCUCUCAUGUUCAGAAGAAUAUCCGAGUCUCUCAGGACCACUGGAAACAUCAUCAAGGCGCAAGCGACUUCCCAAGAUCACGAGGAAAUUGACCGCGCUUUGGAACAGUACGCAUACAACUGGAAGGAAGAAUGGCGAAACUUUGAAAAUGAGGAAAGCGAGCGAAUUCACAAGAAAAGAUAUGAAGUCAUCACAUGGAUAUCAGCCUCAGGGAAGAUGGGCCGGCUACAGCGUGCAUUCAGAGAGAUGGCAAUUUGCCCUAAAAGCGGACGUUGGCUUUUUAGAAGGUACAGUGCUGUCAAAGACUGGAUUCAGGAAGAUGAGCCUCCAAAUUCUGCGAUAUGGUUACAUGGUGUUGUUGGUUAUGGCAAAUCUGUCCUCGCAUCUCUGUUGGUCCAAGAGCUGCAAGAUCCAAAAGUAGUCCCGCAUGGCAGCAAGACUUGCUAUUUCUAUUGUCAAGAGGAUCACAACGAACACCGCACCUACGUUGAUAUCUUGAAAGGAAUCUUACUCCAGAUGGUGGAAUCAGAUGACUACAUUCUUCCCCUCUGCCAUCAAGAAAAGACGAAUACCGGCGGCACAAAUCUUGUCGAGGCAGCUGUUGCGCAAAAGCUCAUCAAGACAUUCAUCGAAUACAACCCCAGACAGUACAUAGUCAUCGAUGGAUUGGAUGAAUGUGAAAGCGCGGAGAUAUAUCAGACGGCACGAUUCUUCAAGGAAUUGGUUUCUGUUUAUGAUACGCAAGUCCAACUGGGACAUUUGAGAGUCAUGUUCCUCGGUAGAGAAACUUCCGAUGCGAGGAAGUACAUACCUGAUGAUGAGUGCUUGAGUGUCCCGCUGAAGCCGGAAGAUAACCACGAUGAUAUCAGAGACUUUGUGCAAAAGCAGCUACCAUUGUUUUCAGCUUCCGAGCAUGGGCGGGGCUUCAGCCUUUCUGAUGCUGACAAAGAAGAUGUUGAGAACCUCAUCUGUAAUCAAAGCCAAGACUCUUUCCUCUAUGCGCACCUCGCUAUCCAGUUUCUUUUGCAGCAAGAUACCAGGGGCGGCUUGCGGACCGCACUAAGACAAGGCAUCCUGCCUAACAAACUCGAAGAGUUGUACGAGAAGCUCCUUGAGGCCGUCAAAACCACACUUCAGGCACUACCGGGUGGCACGGCUAAGUGGGAGAGAUCAAAGUCCCUGUUUGGAUGGCUCGUUUGUGCAAAGCGACCACUCAGCUAUAUUAUCGAGAACCAGUACAUCCAUGAGAAGUUGGUUCAGUGCCAGCUCACCACGACGUGUCUAAGAUAUCUUUCACUACCCUGUUUUGGAAAUGACUACGUGUCGACUGAUCGGAGCCAGCAUGCCAAAACUGGUUGGUUCGCCUUCCAAGACUACGCCUGCUCUCAAUGGCUUUACCAUAUCGACACCGUCAUAAAAGAAUGCUAUGAACUCUUCCAAAGCCCUUGCAAAGUGACAACCGAUUUUGCGUCGGCUCUUCAAGAUUUUGUCAACACCCAUCGAUCAGAGAUUACGGACCCGACACAUGUUGAGCUGGAAAAGGCCAAUGUCCUAAGGUUCCAACACCUCGAAUUUUACGACGACCUUCUGCUACUGUGGAACCACAUUUACACUCAUCAGCGAGGCGACUACGCGACACGCAAUACCAUCGGCAUUCCUCAAAUCGAAACAGCUCUACUGGAUAAUCGCACAGAAUUGGAAAGACUCCUACCAAACCAGAAAGCAGGCGAUGAAGAUCUUGUUCAAGACUACUACGGCGCCAACCUCUACAAAUGCCGUCGCACCAUGUGUCGCUUCUUUUACAUCGGCUACGAAAAGAAAGGCCCCCGCGAUACUCAUGAAAAACGCCAUGAAAGACCAUUCCAGUGUCCAAUCUCUUGCAACUCGGCCCCUCUGGGUUUCGCGGUCCUCAUUUCGAAGUUCUAA
Fusarium coffeatum is the source of this 2478-nucleotide messenger RNA. RefSeq lists its product as uncharacterized. Lineage: Eukaryota; Fungi; Ascomycota; Sordariomycetes; Hypocreales; Nectriaceae. The transcript has 9 exons. The record is from RefSeq and is a predicted model, not a curated record. The coding region runs from base 1 to 2478 and encodes 825 amino acids.